Sebastes umbrosus (honeycomb rockfish) is the source of this 3304-nucleotide messenger RNA. Its product is annotated as protein NLRC3-like. The record is from RefSeq and is a predicted model, not a curated record. Bases 61 to 2058 code for a protein of 665 amino acids. NCBI's taxonomy places the organism in Eukaryota, Metazoa, Chordata, Actinopteri, Perciformes, Sebastidae. The transcript is spliced from 6 exons.
AAGAAGAAACAACAACAACAUCACAUUAAGGAUCAGAGGAGUUGGGUGAAAGAAUACGAAAUGGAAACCCUCUCUAAGCCAGGCCUGGCUGUGGAUCCAGACACAUCACCGUGUUAUUCUCAGAGGAAAGCAGGAAGCACAGCAGUCACCGCCCAGUAUGGAAGUGCCAUCCUCGCACCACAGUUAACAGGUGUUACUGUAGGAAGGGAUAUAACGCUCAACGUCACCACAUAUGCCCCAUCUCCUGUCAGGAUAGACAACACUGUUGCUGUUUCUCCCAAAACGAAAGAAAACAAACUCCAAAGGUGCAGUGCUGAACUAAAAUCUCACCUUGGAAAUACAACAAAACGUCUGUCUCAAGGAACAAAGGAAGAAGGAUCAUUGAUUCUUUUGAACAAGAUCUACACGGACCUUUACAUCACAAAAGGAGGCAGCGGGGAGGUUAAUAACGAACAUGAAGUAAUUCAAUUAGAAUGCAGAAGGUGUAUGAGUGAGGAUAAGCCAAUCCAGCUCAAUGACAUUUUAAAACCUUCAUCAGAUGAAGAAAACCUUUAUCAGAGAGUUCUGAUGAAGGGAAUCGCUGGCAUUGGGAAAACUGUAGCUGUGCAGAAAUUCAUACAGGACUGGGCAGCAGGAAAAGCCAACCAAACUAUUCAGUUCAUAUUUCCAAUCACAUUCAGAGACUUUAAUUUAUUAAAAAAUGACGAUGACUGGAGUCUUACGAAAUUGAUAGGUCACUUUUUUAAAGUGAAGGAUUUGGAAGCAUUAGACUAUAGCAGUUCAAGUGUUUUAUUCAUCUUUGACGGCCUGGAUGAAUGCAGAUUACCUCUGGACUUUAAGAACAAUGGUGUGUGGAACAGUGUUACAAAGACCACUACAGUAGACGUCCUGCUAACCAACUUAAUCUCAGGGAAACUGCUAGAAGAAGCUUGGAUCUUGGUCACAAGUAGACCAGCUGCAGCCACUAAGAUUCCUCCCGAAUACAUCGACAAGGUGAUCGAGGUACGAGGCUUUAAUGAUGAGCAGAAGGAAGAGUACUUUCAGAAGAAAGUUAAUAACAAGGUUAUGGCUCAGAAGAUCCUCGAUCAUCUUCAGUCAAAGCCGAUGAGAAGUCUGUACAUCAUGUGCCAGAUCCCAUUCUUCUGUUGGAUUUCAGCCACAAAUCUCCAGUAUCUCCUAACAGAAACUCACAAAGGCGAGUUGCCCAAGAUGUUGACUGAAAUGUACUUACACUUCCUGAUAUGCCACAUAAAGUGUAAACACCAGAAGAAUUAUCAGGAAGGCGAAGAAGACAAAUACAUUAUUAUGAAACAUGGAAAGCUGGCAUUUGAACAGCUUCUGAAGGGCAAAACAGUCUUUUAUGAAAAAGACUUGAAAAGUUGUAAGAUUGAUCUGAAAGCUGCAGUUUAUUCAGGAUUUUGUACACAGAGCAUAAGAAAAGAUUAUGGUCUUCACAAACAAGAAAUUUACUCCUUCAUACAUUUAAGUAUUCACGAGUUUCUUGCAGCUCUUUACGUAUCAGAGACCUUCUUAAAUAGCGGAGAAAAUCUGCUUCCAGGAAAGAAAAGUAAGAAAGGAAAACCUCCCAUCCUCCUCUUCCACAAGGACGCGGUGAAUAUGGCUUUGGCCAGCGAUUGUGGACGAUGGGACAUGUUUCUGUGCUUCCUGCUCGGUCUGUCACAGGAUAAAAAUCAGAAACUUCUUCAGAAAGUAUUGAGAUUCGAAGAAAGACGUCCACAGAGCACCCAGGACACAAUCAUCUACAUUCAGGGCACAAUAAUCUACAUUCAGGAGACAAACAAGAAACUGUCCAAUGCUGACAAGAGUAUUAUCAAUCUGUCCCACUGUUUAAUUGAGUUGGAUGACCAGCAGGUUAAUAACGAUCACAGCAGACGGUGUUUGAGUGAGGAGGAGCAAAUCCAGCUCAAUGUCAUUUUUAAACCUUUAUCAGAUAAAGAAAACACUCCUCAGAGAGUUCUGAUGAAGGGAAUCGCUGGUGAUAGGGACACAGAUAGGAGCUGGUUUAGUUAUAAGAAAAAAUUUAAAUGGAAUUAUUAAUAUCAUUUAAAUGAAUAUUAAUAAAUUAUCAAUAUAUAUAUAUAUAUAUAUAUAAUAUCAGGACAACAAAUUAUGUUGGUACAUGUUAUGCUCCCCCUCCUUCUGAUCAUACAGUCAAUAAAGAGGGGGAUGGGAUUUGGGAUCAAUCUCACUUCCACUCUGGCCUGGCCUGGCAGCAGCAUUGACCACUUGUAGUUUUGUUUUGUUCUUUAUCUUUUCUGGUGAGUCCGGUGGUCUAGUUUUCGGUGUUUUGUUUCUGUUUGUCAAGGUUUAGUUUGGGGUUAUGUUGUUCAGGGGUAGAGGGAAGCACCCGGCUCCGACGGCUCUGUAAGAGCUGGGCUCAGGUGGCUUCCCAUCUUUUGUUCCUUUUUGCCGGCUCACCAGUUCAGUUAUGGGUAAAACUUUAGGGGUUAGUUUGGUUCUUUUACUUAACUUAGCUCUUUUGUUAAUUAUUGGUCUACUAUUUCUGUGUUGCUCUUAAAAAAAAACGUAUUAUAUAUAUUUUUUGAAAACUCUUGAUCCUUGUGAUGAUGAUCAAACUAAUUAAUAAUUAUAUUAAUAAUAUUAUCUUGGGAUUAUGAUUAAACUAAUUAAUCAUUAUCAAAAUAAUUAUUAAUUUAAAAAAUAAUUAUUUAAUUUAAUUAAUAAUUAUCAAAAUAAUUAUUAAUUAUAUUGAAUAAUGUGAUUUAAUUUAUAUGAUGAUAAAUGAUGGGAAAUUAAUGUAGUCUCAUAAAUAUAAACCAUAUAUUGUUUAUAUAGAUGCAAUUUAUAGUUAAUACUUUCACAAGCUUAUAAACAAGCUUUUAGUAAUAGUAAGUAAUGAGCUUAGAAAUGAACAAAGACACAAAACAAGAUGUACACAAAAAACGUUUUUUGUUUAUUUGUUCUUUUUUAUUUUUAUUUUUUGGGGGUAGUGGAUGGGAUUCAUUGCUGUUUUGUCUGUGUUUUGUCUGUAUUAUAUCCAUAUGCUGUAAAAAAAAAAAAAAAAAAAAUUGUAAAAAUAAGUGGCAAUGCAAACUUUUGGAUUUUAGUUGCUUUUAAGUUUUUCAAUUUCGCUCUUGGUUUUCUGUCUAAAAAUUGAAAUGGUUUAUGAUUUAUGAUUUACUACUUUACUUAGAUUUUGUUCCAUUUAUUUCUUAUUCUAAUAUCUAUCUUGUUUCAUUGUAUAACAAUGAAGAUUGACUUUAUAUUAAGUUUAAAAUUUAGUGUGUGAUGCCAUUUAAUCAAGUGUGUUGGGUUAUAUUUG